Molecule: messenger RNA, 522 nt
Organism: Cladophialophora yegresii CBS 114405
Lineage: Eukaryota; Fungi; Ascomycota; Eurotiomycetes; Chaetothyriales; Herpotrichiellaceae
Exons: 2
Coding region: 1-522 (173 amino acids)
Molecular function (GO): carbon-sulfur lyase activity
Source: RefSeq, a predicted model, not a curated record
AUGGCGCCACAAGGAGUCGCAUAUCCCAUCGAAGGAGGGUGUGUUUGUGGAGGAGUCCGUUAUUCCAUGACAACAGAGCCCAUGAUUGUCCACUGCUGUCACUGCCGAUGGUGCCAGCGGGAGACUGGAGCUUCCUUCGCACUCCACGCUAUGAUCGAGACGGAGAGAUUGAAACUGCUCAAGGGCGAGCCGGAAUGGACUACGGUACCGAGUGCAAGCGGCGCUGGUCAGCGUAUGGCUCGGUGCCCUACAUGCAAGACCGCUGUUUGGAGUGUUUACAACGCUGGGGAAAUCAGAGCGCGUGUGAAGGACUCUAUCCGCAUCGUCGAUGUCGGGACAUUGGACAACCCGGAUUCUUGGCCGCCCAAUGCCCAUGUUUGGAUUUCCGACAAACAGCCAUGGAUUAUCCUUUCAGACAAAUCUCCCGCUUUCCAAGACGACCAGUAUGUUCGUGAGGAGGUGUGGUCAAAGGAGAGCCUGGAGCGGAGACGAAAGGCAGGGGCGUUCUCUGAGGACGAAUAA